Penicillium angulare is the source of this 939-nucleotide messenger RNA. RefSeq lists its product as uncharacterized. Gene Ontology annotation, cellular component: membrane. Bases 1 to 939 code for a protein of 312 amino acids. The record is from RefSeq and is a predicted model, not a curated record. The transcript has 3 exons. NCBI's taxonomy places the organism in Eukaryota, Fungi, Ascomycota, Eurotiomycetes, Eurotiales, Aspergillaceae.
AUGCGGAUCCCUCGACCGUCAGGCGGUGGUAACCUGGGAAGAACCAAAAACAUCCUCCACUUUGCGCAAGCGUUUAUUAUCUUCCUAGCAUGGGCGAUGACCAUCGGAAUCUGGACGAAGGGUGGCAGCAGUAUUGAUGGACGAACAGUCUGGUACUGGGUCCUGUGUUGGCUCAGUCUUCCUGCUCUCGUUUACCUAGCCGCAGUGCCUAUGUGGCCGCGGGCCCGCCGCUUCGGCAACGUCUACGCUUUCGCCUCGGUCGAUCUCAUCUACACAGUGUUCUGGUUUAGCGCAUGGGUCGCUUUGGCUUCAUAUGUGGCUCAGGGCAAGAGUAAAGGAAAGUCAAGCAGUGAUAGCGACAAGGAUAGCAGCAGCAGCAGCAGCAAGACCCGCCGAUCCAGCAGUUCCGGAUGUGACAACUGGGCUUACGGCAGUUCUUCGAAGUGCCAACUGAGCGAAGCAACCACCAUCAUCGGAGUUGUCAUCUUUCUCCUUUUCGCAGUGACCGCUUACAUGUCCAUCCGCAACGUGCUUCACUUCCGCCGCACAGGCACCCUCCCCGACGCCGUUUCAGACCCCACAUUCGCCGCUCAAUCCAAGGCCGCUUUCUCAUCUAACCCAGCCCACGAUUUCGAGGAGGACGAGGAGGACUUCCGAUCCAGCCGUAUGGGAGGUGUGGGCUCCUCCCGCGCCGAUCAAGACGAGGACUACUCCCUUCUUAAUCAGAGCGAGAUCGACGAUCUAAGCAAUCAACACGGUCGAUCUGCUUUGAGCGGUGCAUAUGAUCCUACCGAAUCAAAUGUCGGAAGCAGUGUCAUGCAUGACUACAAUAGUACACCGUACGGCGGUGCGCAUGGACAACAUUACGCACCACCCGCGGAUGCAUAUACACCCUCAGACUAUGGGUCUACAGUUGGAGGAUUCGGAAACCCGCGAUAG